AUGCUGGAGACGUUGCCGUGUGAGAUUCUGAUGCUGAUCGCCGAUUGGCUGCCACCCGCCCACCUACGCGCUCUCAGCCGAGUCUCGUCGAAAUUAUAUUCAGUUUUGGUUCCUCACAUCUACCGUACCAUUGCAUUCCACGCAGCAAGUGAGUGGGCGCUGAACGUUCUGGAUGUCGACUCCUUCUUUCUCCACCUCGGUCAAUCCCGGUCCGUAGGCUACCUUCAGCACGUGAGGAACCUGCAAAUCCAAGCUCCAUUUCAUCUCGUCCGGUUUAAUCGAUAUGCAUAUUACAACAUCUUUCGCGCGGCGGGGCUGCCGGAGUCUCCGACCAUAUUAGGAGCUUCGGACGAGGCGACGGCAUAUCAGCAAUUUUUGGACGACGUAAAGGAUCAAUUGCAGCUAGUAUUCACCCAUUUGAAGCCCAAUAGCCUGAGCACUUUCGAGUCCGUAUACGCUAGUACCUAUUCUCGGGAUCUGUGA
Messenger RNA from Penicillium crustosum, 483 nucleotides. RefSeq names its product F-box protein. NCBI's taxonomy places the organism in Eukaryota, Fungi, Ascomycota, Eurotiomycetes, Eurotiales, Aspergillaceae. Bases 1 to 483 code for a protein of 160 amino acids. The transcript is spliced from 2 exons. Gene Ontology annotation, molecular function: protein binding. The record is from RefSeq and is a predicted model, not a curated record.